CCCUCGUGCUUUUCUUUCCCAUAAAUCAAUUCAUUUCAUUUCAUUUUUUUUUUAAUCACUCGAUUUUGAUACGCUUCAGAGUUUGGUUUUUUUUACUCACUGGCAGUGUUUCCUGAAAUUCAAUACUUUGUAUUCUUUUUGCUACCACUCCUUCUUAUCACAAACACAACACGCGAAGCAGCAAGUCAUCGCUUUAUCUACGCUCGCGGUUUAGCUCGGACGAUCACUACAAGCGUCCUGAUAUCGAUACAUCGCUAAACGUCAACUUUCUACCAGACUCUUCCCCGAAAUUUUUUCGAUGAGUUUCACCAUGCCAACGUUAUCAAUAUCUCGCUGGUGCGUAGGAUUAUACCUAUUGUCGAAUAUUAUACAUUCCACUCUUGCCCAAGGAGCACCAGUUGUGUCCAGCAGCUGUUCGGAUUACCCCGGAGGCAUUUGUAGUAAUUAUGUGGAUUAUUCCAUUUUCACGGGCAAUGUCGGAGUUCCGAUGAUCGAAAACCAACUUCAUGUAUUAACCAAUAUCUCCACUUUGCUGGGCAAAAUUGAUGAAGCAUGUGUGGACGCAUAUUACCGAUAUGAAUGUUCCGCCAGUUAUCCUAGGUGUGAAAUGAGUUCAUCGCAAGAAAUUAAAAUAUGGGUGGGCUGUACUUCCGCUUGUCAGGACGUUCAUUCGAACUGCAAAAAGGUGUUUCAAUUACUCGACAGGACCGACCUGUUGCCGAACUGCGAUGCCGUUUCGCCCAUUACACAGCAACCCCUUCAACCCGAUGACAGUUGCAACCAUAUCCCACCCAAAGUCUCCGAUCAACAUGGCGAUUUAAACUUAUCAGCUGUGCCAGAAGGGUUUGUGCUGGGGUCCUGCCCCGCUCCCUUUCUCAAAGAUCCGCUUGCGAAGCAAGGCACAACAGAUACGACCAAUCCAACCUACUGCCGGUUUGGCUGCUGCGUUCCAUGUCCCGCUCAAGAACUGUUUUACAAUGAAGGAUGGAUGGUUCACGGGUUCCUGGCAACGGAUAUCGUUCGCUUUAUCUCGGCAGUGGCUUCCUUUGUUAUUCUCGUCAGUUAUCUCGUCUUGCCCGAUAAACGAAGGCAUCCGUCCUUGGCCAUUUUGAAUCUUUCAUUGGCUAUAUUUCUAUUCAGCAUGACUGUGUUCUUCUCUAUUGGUGAUCCCCGACGAUUGCAAUGUGCUGCGGAUCAUAUCAAUCCUGGUCAGCAGGACAACAACAUGCUGUGUGCAGCCCAAGGGGCGAUCUUAAUAUUUGCCUCCCUCGCGACCUGUACCUGGUGUGCCGCGCUUAUUCUGAACUUGCAUUUUCACACGGUUUGGAACUCGAGUUUCUUUGCCAACCGAUACUACAUUCUAUAUGUCGUUUGUUGGGGUAUCCCCACGGCUGUCAUGGUCGUUGCCCUGGGUAUGCAUGUUAUCAAGUUUGAAUUCGCCAAUUUAUGCUUAGUAUCGGUGGAUCAGAUAUUUAAUCUGUUCUUCUAUCCAAUGGCGGCGGUCGUUUGUCCUGCAUUUCUUCUUCACAUAUGUACUUUCUUGUAUAUUGCCAAGGUGGCUUUCCGUGAAGGCAUUGAGUCGGAAAUGACGCAAUCGCUUUCCACAAGUUCAUCAACGCAGAUUCAACGCGCGGCAUCGGCUCAGCGUCAUAAGCACGUGGUAACGGCGGUGAAGAUCCAGUGGCGUGGAUUGCUCCUCGCUAUCUUAUCUUGUGGCACGGUGAUCUUUUAUUGGAUAUUUUAUCUCACGCAAAUUCAUCGAUUGACCGACCUUGAAGGCGACCAAUCCAUCACCACGCGAUGGUUGCAGUGUAUGCUACUUGAAGAUAGCAACCAGAAUGCUUGCGUAGGUAUUGUGAGCCCCCAUUUGCCGCCGUUCGGUCUAAUGAUCACCGCCGAAGCAUUGGUCAGCCUUAUUGGCGUUUGGUUGUUCCUAAUCUUUGGCAAACGCUCGUUGUGGCGAGAGUGGAAUGACAUGUUGUACGAUCUUCGUGUGACUCUGAGCGGUCGUGAUCGUUUCGUCAAGAAUGGCGAGCAAUUUUACAGCCUCUAGAUGGCAGCGUCUUUUUUUUCUUUUUCUCGGUUUUUGUACGAACAUGCUUGUUUGAUUCACCUUUAAUUGUUUCUAGCCUAUAACUGUUUUACCAUUUCUAAUUCACUUUCUUUAUGAUGUAUUCCUUAUCCUUAACUCUUUCUCAUUGCACGAUAUAAAAAUUUCAGAAUUCUCCGCUAAUGCCAUGGCAACAUUAAAUGUAUACCAGAAAUACCGAUCCAAAUGACCAUAAAAAUAGACAAAGUAGAAGUCAAAGUACUGUAGCAAAAGGCAUAUUCGUUAAAGGGCAGCUCUGCUUUUAGAUAUCAAAACUAUGCAAGAUAGUCAUAAAGUGUCCGUAUCAGCUAAAAGAAAAGCAAGCAAAUAAAA
Molecule: messenger RNA, 2422 nt
Organism: Radiomyces spectabilis
Lineage: Eukaryota; Fungi; Mucoromycota; Mucoromycetes; Mucorales; Radiomycetaceae
Exons: 8
Coding region: 299-2053 (584 amino acids)
Biological process (GO): cell surface receptor signaling pathway; G protein-coupled receptor signaling pathway
Cellular component (GO): membrane
Molecular function (GO): G protein-coupled receptor activity; protein binding
Source: RefSeq, a predicted model, not a curated record